Messenger RNA from Effrenium voratum, 2102 nucleotides. The record is from the annotation of a GenBank genome assembly. NCBI's taxonomy places the organism in Eukaryota, Dinophyceae, Suessiales, Symbiodiniaceae.
AUGAGCCCUGUAGCUGCAAAGAGACCGAACUGCUGCUGUCGCCAUGUUCUGACUCGGACCAUGGCGUGUGGAGCGAUCACUUGCGAGCCAUGGACGCACUGAAGUCAUUGAUCCGUGACAGGCUGCGGGGCAACCCAACAGCUGCGCGGCUACUUGAGGAGAGGCCGGAGCUGCAGGAGGACCCCGCGGCGCUGCUGGGGCUGUUAGAGGAGCAGGGGGUGAUCGAAGAGAUCUACGCGCAGCUGGAGUGCAGUUUGCAGAAGCCCCUGGAGCCGAGCCCGGUGGUGCAGCCUGCGCCAGACGCGAGAUUCGAGGCCGGCGAUGGGCCUGCGCCGGGCUGGCAGCUUUGCCUGCGCCUCGUGGAAGGUCAGGCCUUCCUGGACUACCUGGAGGAUGCCGAUUCCGCAGGCCGGGAGAUGGUGUGGCACCUGGCCUUCGGGCGCCAGCGCUGGCGGAGCCGCGCCGUGCCCUGCGCCGUGGCGCCGCGCUUCGACGAGGCGAUGUUUCUCAAGCUUCCCUCGUGCGCCUCACGCAACGGACUGCUGCAGCACUCCUCCCCGGUCCACUUGGUGCUCGUGUCCUAUGGAGGUAGUGGCAGCGGCGAGGAGCCGCCAUGGGAUGUGGGCCAAGGCACCGUGAUCUCGAGCCACCUCCUCGAGUGGCGGCAUUGCCUGAGUACCCCUGGUCCCCUGAAGAUGACGGUUGAGCUGCAGGGCGUGGGGCGCCGGCACCAGCUCUCCGUGGGGGUUCUGCACUUGGAGCUGGAGCUGCGCCCGCAGGGCGGCGAGCUGCUCCCGCAAAUGGCGGUGGCGGCGCAGCUCCGGGCGGAGGAGCAGCGCCGCGCGGAGGUCAUGCGGCGCGCCUUUGAGGAGAUGGACCGCUGGUGGGCUGAGCACCACAUGCUGUACCCUUCGCGGCACAUCCGCCUCUUUGCCCAGACGGAGUGCUGCGUCUUUCUGCCCGUGGCCAACUUUGUGGUCCCGCUGCAUGCGGGGCGCCAGCUGGAUGGGCCCAGCCACGCGCUACGCUUCGUUUCUUUGAUCCCGUUGGAGCCAGUCAGUGCGAAGGAGGCGUCUUCUGCUGAGCCGCGCUGGCACACUUUCCCAACUUUAUGGGCGCGAGGAAGCGCUACGUGCGAAGAGCGCGCGCUGCUUCUCUGCUCACUUCUUCUUGGCUACUCGCUGGAUGCCUGGUGCUGCCUGGGUACGGACGAGCGGAACCAGGCGCACGCCUGGGUCUUGGUACGGGACAAGGGCGACAAGUCCAUGCCUGCGCAGGUCACGCUUUGGGAUCCCCGGACCGCUGCCAAGAUCCGGGCGGAUGAGCCUCGUUACCUGUCGUCUUUCAGCUCUGUAGACACGGUCUUCAACCAUCGCCGAGUGCUGGUUUGCCACCAGGAGGAUUUGGCCCAGGUUUCCUACGACUUCAGCGACCCCCGGUCCUGGCUCCCGGCGCCGCUGGAGCAGGAGGUCUUGGAUGUCCUGCAACUCUACCCUUGCAAGAGCUGCCCCGGCUUUGCGGAGCUCUCGCUGCGGACCUGGAAGGUUCAUUGGGACCUGGAGACUUUGGAGGAGACCAUCGAAGAACGGCUGGCCGUGGCACUGCGGAACCACCGGGAGGCGCUGGGCUUGAAGACUGUCAUGGACCAGCAUGUGGCUGAGCUGCUGCAUGUGGCGCUGGUGAAUUUGGAGUCCGAGCGAAGAGGCAUGCCAUCACAGGCCUCCGUGUUUGAGGCUUUGGCCGGCAGAGUCUGCAGGCCGGGGGAGGUGCUGAGGGCCACGCCCGUGCAGUUCAACCACCUCCGGGUCUCCUUGUUCUGGCCGGCGCUGAGUGAUCGGCCCACGGUGCGGGAGGUCCUAGCCCAGGCUGCGCACAGCUUCGCGGUGCGCUGCCGCGUGGUGCUUCUGCCGGAGGGCGCGAAGAGCGUUUGGGUUCUCAAGGCAAACGCACGACCUCGAGCUGGGGAUCUGAGCACAGCACAGAUUCCUCGAAUCAACCAGCAUGGCUGGGUUUUUGGGCUUCAGUUCAACGCAGAGACAGGUGGAAUGGUGGAUGCCCGGGUGGGCAACGGUGAUGUUUCUUGAUUUGCUUGGUGAACCACU